Molecule: messenger RNA, 3047 nt
Organism: Bradysia coprophila
Lineage: Eukaryota; Metazoa; Arthropoda; Insecta; Diptera; Sciaridae
Source: RefSeq, a predicted model, not a curated record
AACCAAGAAACGACCUGCUCGGAAGACAUAAAUGAAAUACUCUAUUACCUCAUGCUUGGACGUGAAGACAUUGAGAGAACAGACGUGAAGAACAUUAUUAUCGUAGUUGGGCCAAGUGGAGUGGGGAAGAGCACACUCACACAAUUUGUUGCUAAUGAAACGAACAAGCUGCGAGCAGAGUGUGAUAAUUGGGAAGAUGAGUGUUGGAUCAUUGACGAUUCUGGCACAAUAGGAGAAGACUUAAUAUCUAAGACAUUUUUACCCAACCUUGUGUUUCACGAGUCGACUAAUACUCCAUUCUACGACAUGCCCGGAUUUAAUGACAAUCGUAAUGAGUCCAUGGAAAUCGCGAAUUCGUUUUUUAUGCAGCAAAUUCUGAACGAUGCCGAGACAGUUAAAAUAUUAGUGUUGGCCAGGUACAGUUCGUUUGAUAACAGUGCAAGAUUGGAUUUUCCAAAUCUACUUAUGAAUCUUGUCGACUUGAUCAAAUCGCCUGCGAAGUUCCAGGGUAGUAUGGCAAUAGUUUCGACGAUGGCACCGCCUCAUCUAUCACACGACAGUAUUAUCCGACGGAAUACACGAUUUAUGCAGGAAUCGUUACUGGACGAUAUCAAUAAUAUUUUUAGGGGGAAGGAGGAGUAUAUAAGAGGUUCAACUGAAAUUUUGGAAAAUUGGUUAGAAUCGAACACCGGAAAUUAUUAUGACGCCAAAUAUUUUUCAUACUUUUUAAGUGCGAGCAAAAGAGGACCCUUGUUGGAAGACCCAUUGCUUUAUGACAACAAGAUUUUUUUGAAUGAAGUCAUAUUCGACAGACUUGAGUUCGGUCGUAAAGACGAUGGGGAUUUUGGUUUGCCAAUGUCUGGGGCAGCCUUACGAAAAUUGGAAAUUACUGGUUCAUGCAUUUCCAAUUUAUUGGCUACACAAAUGAAAACAUUUGCUGAAGACCUAGAGUCUUAUAUACUGACUAAUGUUUUGAAUGUUAUCGAUGGAAAUGAAACGAAUAUUGUCCAAAUUUCUGAAUUGUUAACGAAUUUGACUAACUCAGAUUUUUCGUUUGACAAUGUGGAUGGACAAAGUCUUUCCGUACACUUACAGAAGCUGUUAAGUGACGUAGUUAAUCUUCAAAUUCCAUCUAUAAAUGAGACUAUUCAGCAAAUGGUGGACACAUUGUCAUUUAUUGAAUUCAUUGAACUGACAAAAGCUGAAAUUCAAUUUGAUCCGAUCCUGUGGGUUAUCAACAUGCGUCCAAUAAAAGAAAAUUUGAUAAAACAUUUAGAUGCUCCAGCUGGAAUGCUUCAAAACGCAGCCAUAUUUUCUUUAGCUGAGGAAUCUGAAAUAAUUGCUGAGCUUCUCUUAUCAUCAAUUGACUCAUUGGAAGACAUUUCCGAAAAAGAUGAUUCGGUUACCUUCGAGGUGGCCAGAGCCAGAAAUAUGUUUCAAAGAAUUGACUCUGCAAAAUCGACAACGGAUGAACUCACACAAUUUCUUAUCUUUUACUUAUCCGAGUAUGACAAUUUAAGAAGCUGUGAAAACUGCAGCAGUAUACCACAAUUCAACGCAAUCAGUGUUUUGGAGAUACUUGAUGAAUUUUCCUGGUCGAGCAAGGACUGGACUGCUGCAAGUAUAUCUAACCUUCAGAAUAUGCUACAACUUGAACUAAAUUUGACAAUAUUCUUGCAAGAGAUGUUCAUAGAUUUGUCUGAACCAAUCGUUCAAACUGGAGAGGAUUUACCAAUUCAUACUUGGUGGAAUGACCAAAAAAAAUUAUCUGAAGAUAAUUUCAAUGACUUCUAUUCCAUAAUUAGCUUUCAAGGAUUCAAAUCGUCAAUUAGAUUUGACAGAUCACAGGUGAAGGACUUUGUUUUCUAUCGAACGCAGGGAAGAAAUCGAUUAGAAUUCCUUCUAGAUUCCAUGCUAAAGGACAUAUACGAUUGUCCUAAUACAUCUGAAAUAAUUAUAAGUGGAAAAAUAAUUUCGUUUGAUCGAGUAAUUUCCCGUUGUAUCAACAAACAACAAAUAGUCAGAAGUAGCAUCGUUCUUACUGCAACGUUCAAAAUUUUUGCAAAUUCGAAAAUAAUAGGAAGGGAAAUCAACGUAAACAAUAAUAUCAACGUUAUUCUAAUGUCACCCGAGAUGAUAGUUAGUAACCAUUCGGAAAUAGAUUUGAGUGGACGCGCAGGACAGCAGCAAGGUGAGCAAGGAAAACCAGCAGGAACUCAGUACUCGUUGUUUCGACAAGUUUUUUCGACGAACGACGGAUCAAUACCAUCUAAGAUUACACAUCCUAAUUUAGAAGGUGGUCACGGAGUUAAUGGGAAAGUUGGAUCUACAGGAAGUGGAGGGUGGAAUGGUUCGAACAAUUUUCAUGUCAAUAGUGGUAGUGACUGUGCGGCGUGGUACAGCGGUAGAAUUCAAAUUAGAAAUUAUGUCAACUCCUGCAAUAUUCACACAUCAUAUUAUGAGAACGCCUCUCCCGGAUAUUAUUGUUGGAGUGGUAGUAGAACAAUACAGGGAACAAGUGGAGGUAUCGGCGGACGUGGAGGAAAUGGUGGAACUGGCUCAUGUGGUGCUGCUGGUGGGCAGAAUUACUAUGUUGAUGCAAACUAUUUUCAGUCUUCUAAAACUGCUGUAAAUGGGACGCAAGGAAAAAAUGGAGCUGGUGGCGCUGGAGGGCAAGGAGGACUUGGUGGAUUAUAUGGCGACACAUUAUCUUUAUAUAUACGUAAUGCUGGCACAUUUUCGAGGUGGUGUGAACAAUCUGAUGAAUCGGUGAUACCGUCUUGCCAACGGGCCUCCAAUGGUCCAAGUGGUUCAGUUGGGACAUCAUGUACAUCUCAAGUGUCCAUAAGAAUAGUCAACAAAACUUGGGUGACUCAUCAUUUUGCGGUGUUUAAAGCAGCAUUGUCGUCAAGAAACGAGUUCAUUUUCGCUCAUGCAACAUCUUUUCUUAACUUGCUUGGCAAUGCACAACCAUUUGAUUGAUAGCAAAUUUAUUUAAGAAGCAAUAAUAAGUCUCAUAGUUUUUACGAAUAAACGAUUCAUUAUCA